GAAGAAGCUGAAUAGCUGUCUAGCCGUUUGAAUGUAUGGACUGGUUAGAUGCUUAAAUCGCAAGGUUUCCAGAGGACGUAGCUACGCCACGCAGGUGAAAGAGAAACUGUGAAAGCCAAAUACCUGUUUGGAACGCCACGCGAAUUGAGUGAUCUCGUCAGUGUCAUCGUGUAGCAGGCUUCUCCACAAGGCUCAAAGGCGCACACACACCCAAAGCCAGACCCAAUCAAGUUUUUUUUGAAAGAACUGGCCCAGUCAAGUUCAUGCAGAUGCAGGUAGAUUCCUAAACAGGCAGCAGAGAGAAUGGACAUGUCCGGCGGCGGCCAUGGUUCGUUGCAGCCUGUUUGUUGGAAGCCGAAUUGGCUACGAACUGAUAGUAGCAGUAGCAGUACCGGCGGCGGCGGCACCACCACCACCACCACUGGUACCGAGACCGCCCUCUCGACACCAACGGAUGAGAUGGCGAGCCUCCUGUCAUCCAAACAAGGCGAGCUAGCUGAGGCAAUAUGGAACAUGAUGGAGGAGAUGUCCAGGACUCGUCUCACCGUCACCGACGACAACGAUGGCUCGUGGCGGGGUGUUCAAACUCCAGAAGGAUCAUCGUCGGACAUUCAUGAGCUCACUCGCGCCAUGGUGAGCUACAUCGUCUUGCUGUCCACCAAUUGGGCAACAGGUCAUCAACUCGUCGACGAAGCAGCUCAGCUCCGUGGUUAUGUGCCUAGGUUUGACAAGGUGAGCCCUCUGACCAGCCUUGUGAUGGAGACGGUGUCAUGUCUAGAGGAAAAACUUGCCGAGAAAUCGCGGUCGUUCCAAAACCAGAGCUUGAGGUUUUUAUUCUUGACCAACAACUCAUACUUCAUCUGGGAGCAGCUUUCUCCAACUUUGGUGUUGGAAUCCCACAUGGCAGCCCUUGCUCGCAAGAUCGAAAACUACAUUCAAACAUAUCUGCAGGUGUCUUGGGCACCGGUGUUGUCGUGCCUGUACAAUUCUACACCGCUUUGCAUGGGAAGGUACUCCUCUCCAGCUAAAUUUGAGUCGGAGUUUCAGAAAACCUACAAUGCCCAGAAGUUCUGGAAGGUCCCAGACCCUAAGCUGAGGAGAAGGCUCCGGGUGGCUGUUAUUGACAAAGUCAUUCCAAGCUUUCAGAAAUACUUGGAGUACAAUGGUAUCAGCCCCUUAAAAAUCACUCCCCAUGAUCUCAUGGACAUGUUGCAGGAGCUAUUUGAAGGGUGAACAAGCAAGCAAAGAGCCAAGGAAAGGAACCUAAGUUGCCACAGGUGCAAUCGUUUAUGUAUCCUUUGAGUGUUCUGUGUUUAAAUGUUUGGUUUUGGAACAAAGUAGUUGUUUCAGACGAAUAGAUUCUGAAAAAGAUGAUCACUGCAUAUACUUAUGUAUAUAAUGAUCGUUGCAUUAAGAUAGUAAUAAUAUUUGCCAAAUGUGCCAAACUAACGCGCAUGCUUGAUACUGCAACAAGAUGAUAAGAUUG
Messenger RNA from Sorghum bicolor (sorghum), 1486 nucleotides. RefSeq lists its product as uncharacterized. The transcript has a single exon. Lineage: Eukaryota; Viridiplantae; Streptophyta; Magnoliopsida; Poales; Poaceae. Bases 304 to 1233 code for a protein of 309 amino acids. Gene Ontology annotation, biological process: exocytosis. Gene Ontology annotation, cellular component: exocyst. The record is from RefSeq and is a predicted model, not a curated record. Gene Ontology annotation, molecular function: phosphatidylinositol-4,5-bisphosphate binding.